Molecule: messenger RNA, 676 nt
Organism: Lucilia sericata (common green bottle fly)
Lineage: Eukaryota; Metazoa; Arthropoda; Insecta; Diptera; Calliphoridae
Exons: 4
Coding region: 292-612 (106 amino acids)
Source: RefSeq, a predicted model, not a curated record
UAUCGAUCUGUGAAAACGUUGAGAGCGAAAAAUUAUUUAUAAAUAAUAUAUUUAAUAUUAAUAACUAAAUCUGAAAUUAAAAAAAAAAAUGAAACUGGAUAAUCUAUCUAAACAUGGGAUACUAACCGCAAGUUUAAUUAUAAUAUUUUUAACGGUGAUGACAAUUUGGCGGCAAAUAAAAUACAUGAAAUUAAUUAUUUUAACAUACAUGUUUAAGGAUUUCAUGAAUAUGAACAAAAUCCCCCGCCUUCGCUGGAUGUACCAAUUGCUGUUAUAGUCAUAUCAUUGAUUAUGAUCAUUAUAACUGGUCUAAUGAUUUUGGGAAUUAUUAAGCAACGUCUUUUAUUCAUAGCUCCCUGGUUGAUUCUUUUCAGUUUUGGUAUAGUUGGCGAAAUUAUCUUCUUUGUACAUCAGUUAAUAAGUUAUUUUUCUCUUGAACUAUUAUUAUAUAUCUUAUGUAUAAUUGGCAUACAAAUAUUGAUAUUCUCACCAAUUGCCUUUUUAUUCCACGAUAUACGCUGUAAAAAUCGAGAAAAACAUUUUUUUGAGCUGAAUCUAAAAGAAGAAGUUCAAACAAUUAAUUCUGAUCGAGUUGCAACAAAAAAUUUGUAAUUUAAUCUAAGUCCAUGUAUACUAAUUUAAGAGAGAAAAAGAAAUAAAUUAAAUCAUCUUAAAG